CCGUCUACUUCUUUUCUGAAUUAAAAUCAGUUGUGUGUCAAGAUGAAUGGAACGAUACUGCAGAAAAAUCCUGUUGUGUAUAUCAGCAGAACAGAAUCGUUCUCUGCCUGCCAUAGACUCAACAGUUCAGAAUUGAGUAAGGAGGAAAAUAAAGAGAUAUAUGGGAAAUGUAACAACCCAAAUGGACAUGGACAUAACUACACAGUGGAAGUUAUUCUACGAGGCCCAGUAGAUCCUGUCACAGGAAUGGUGAUGAAUUUGACAGACCUGAAAAAAUUCAUGAAUAUGGCGAUCAUGGAUGUAAUGGACCACAAAAAUAUUGAUAAAGAUGUACCCUACUUUAAAAAUGUUGUCAGCACAGCAGAAAAUAUAGCAGUAUUCAUUUGGAGAAGUCUGUCCGAGCAUCUGGAUCCAGGGCUUUUAUAUGAAGUCAAAGUUUAUGAAACUGGAAAGAAUGUUGCAUUUUAUAGAGGAGAAUAUGUGUAACAAGUUCUUUAGAGAAAGUUAGAAAAAAAAAGAAGAUAUGCUAGAAAUAUCAAAAAGAACUGUCACAUGGGUGAGAUUUACUGGCAAGAGAUUUAUACGUUUUAUUCAUUGAUGUCUUUGUUAACAUUAUGCUAUUUUUUGCUUAUCUGAUUAUCUGGUUUUGAAUAUUUUCCAAUCUCAUCAAAAGAGUCUCUUUAAUUUUAGUUAGCUUUAUGAUAUAUAGAUUUAUUUUGACAUUUUAUAUUGAAUGUUCUAAAUUUAUGAAUUAUUUGAAGAUGAUAUUUUUUGCAUCCUAUUACAUUCCUCUAGAUAAUGAUAUUGAU
Molecule: messenger RNA, 809 nt
Organism: Ylistrum balloti
Lineage: Eukaryota; Metazoa; Mollusca; Bivalvia; Pectinida; Pectinidae
Product: 6-pyruvoyl tetrahydrobiopterin synthase-like
Exons: 6
Coding region: 43-486 (147 amino acids)
Biological process (GO): tetrahydrobiopterin biosynthetic process
Cellular component (GO): mitochondrion
Molecular function (GO): 6-pyruvoyltetrahydropterin synthase activity
Source: RefSeq, a predicted model, not a curated record